Molecule: messenger RNA, 6413 nt
Organism: Corythoichthys intestinalis (scribbled pipefish)
Lineage: Eukaryota; Metazoa; Chordata; Actinopteri; Syngnathiformes; Syngnathidae
Product: Kv channel-interacting protein 2-like
Exons: 10
Coding region: 373-1014 (213 amino acids)
Biological process (GO): regulation of potassium ion transmembrane transport
Cellular component (GO): voltage-gated potassium channel complex
Molecular function (GO): calcium ion binding; potassium channel regulator activity
Source: RefSeq, a predicted model, not a curated record
AAUGAGGAAGGAAGGAGGGGGAGUGGGAUCAUCCACAUAAUCGCGCUCCUCCACACUUUGCAUCCUCGGUGAUGCUUGCGAGAUGAAUGCACACAGAUUGGGCGCAUUUACAGUCCUGUAAGGAGGUAGACCACCAUGAAAUCCAGGAGUCAGGACCGCAGCUUGUCCGAGUCCACUGAACUGGACCGAUCUUACGACCCCCUCACAGGUAACCCACCAUCUAAAGCCACAAAAAGGACCAUCAAGCAGCGCUUCCUCAAAUUGCUGCCCUGCUACCAUUCCGGCACCAGCCCAUCCAUCAAUCAAAGCAAGUGUCCCCACGUGUCCUGUUAGUCAAUUUUCUGUGUCAACUACACUGUAGCGGCGUGUUGUAUGUGUCUCCCUGCUUGUACAGAUAGCGUGAGUGAUGAUGCCGAGUUGUUGGCGGUGAGAUACCGACCCGAAGGCCUGGAACGUCUCGUGGGGCGUACCAGCUUCAGUAAGAAAGAACUACAGAUUCUCUACAGGGGAUUUAAAAAUGAGUGUCCCAGUGGUGCUGUGAACGAAGAGACGUUUAAAAACAUCUAUUCUCAGUUCUUCCCUCAGGGAGAUACAAGUAUGUAUGCACAUUUCCUGUUUGAGGCUUUUGACACUCACAACAGCGGCUCUGUUAGCUUUGAGGUAACACACACUUCAAAGGACUUUGUUCUAAGUCUUUCCAUUAUCCUGAGAGGCUCCAUCACAGAAAAACUCAACUGGGCCUUCAACCUGUAUGACCUCAACAAAGAUGGCUGCAUCACUCGAGAGGAGAUGACAGACAUCAUGCACUCCAUUUACGACAUGAUGGGCAAGUACACGUACCCCUGCAUGAGGGAUAGUGCUCCCAAGGAUCACGUGGAAAUCUUCUUCCAGAAAAUGGACAAGAACAACGAUGGCGUCGUCACCAUUGAGGAGUUCUUGGAGACGUGUCAAAAGGUGUCAAUUUUACAAAACAUUCUUUCCAACACCAAGUUAAGACUUGUGCCUUUCUUCUAGGAUGAGAACAUCAUGCGGUCCAUGCACAUGUUUGAUGACGUCAUCUGAAGGUGGACUCCAACUGUUCUUUUUCAGUUUUGAUUACAAAUGUAUUGUGUAUGCAUGACGUGUGUGCGCUCACAUACGCAAUGUGUUGAAAUAUUUUAUAUAGCAAUGUGAUGAUGGAAGACAAUAAAACCUCACAGAUAUAAUGUAUUGAUAGCUCUCCUGCUUUUCAGUUUUAACUUUAUUACGGAGGACUUUGUGUUUGAACCAUGGUUGUCUUGUGUGGAACAAAUUAUUGUAAUUGACACCAUAUUUGUCCCAAGACACAAUUAUGCAAAAAUCCAUUUCAGAUAAUAGGCUUCCAUAGACUUGACCAUCAGUUGACAAGACAGCUCCCACAGACAUUGCCCCACGCCUUCCCGUAGGGGGCCAACCCAGGCAGAACGUUGCGUAAUAAACUCAAAUACAUGUUGUGUUCUAAUGCCGGAUUUAGGUGGAAGUAGGACGAAUUUUUUACUGCAUACAAGCAGGCUGGAGUGUCCCAAGAGUGAUAUGGUCAAGGAUUCAAGGUAAUUAUUAUGUUAAAUAGCACCAUGCAUGCACUUUGAAACAUUGUGAAAAAAAUCAAUGUCAAAAAUUUGUGUAACUUUGGCUUGAAAUAUUUACGUAAAAUGAACGAUAACUGCCCGUUUUUUUCUUUCAACCAAGAAUCGUGACUGUUUUACGUUCAUAUCUAUAGAAAUUCCGCAAUUUAAGCAUUUAUUUACAAGAAUUUUCAACUUAAAAAGCUCUGUUUCAUGACAGCCACCAUGUUGAUUUACACAAUACCGUAAUGUUUGCUUGAAAUAUUUAUGUAAAAUGAACAAUAACUGGCCGUUUUUUGGUUUGUUUUUUUCAACCAAGAAUCUAGACUGUUUUAUGUUCAUAUCCAUAGCAAUUCUGCGAUUUAAACAUUUAUUUACAAGAAUUUUCAUUUUAAAAAGCGCUUCGUUUUAUCACGGCUGCCAUGUUGGAUUUUGUAUCUCUACAGAGUUGAAAUCAACCUAAAUAAGUCGUGAUUGUAUAUAGAAAAAUUCAAAUUUUGCUUUUGUUGAAUAAAAUUAUGAUUCUGCAUGCUUUCCUCAAGUAUUAAGUUUUUGACGUGAAAAUUGAGUGAUUUAUUAGCUGUUGAAAACUUGCACUAAAAAAAAAAAAAUUUAGUUACUAUUUUGGGCAAAAUCAUAUAUGAUAUGUUAAAUAUUGAUUCUGAAAAUAUCGGUGCUUAUCUCUGCAUUUGGGGACUUUUGUGCAUCUAGCGUCAAGUUUGAGAAUUUUAAAGCCAUUUAAUUUUUGUAUACUUGUAUGAAAAAAAUAAUCGGGAUUUUACUGGGGAACGACUUUGAAUUUUUUUAUGUCGCUGCUCAUGGAGACUCAUAUAUGACUCAGGGAGGUGCCUGUUUUGGAUUUAAGUCACUAGCGGCUUUGGUUUUGAAAAUAUUUGAAUUUUAAGUUUUUGAAAAUACCGUAGCCCCCCUACAGAUCGGCCCCGAGCCCCGUCAAGUGAUAGUGAGGUCUAUGAGGCUUCAUUAUGGGACAGCCUACUUAAAAGUUUAACUUGGAAAAGCAUUCAUGUACACCGUUUUUCCCCCCGAUAUGUUAUCAAAUUCCUGCAUUGUUAAAAGUGAACUGGACGUUUUCAAAGACCACAAAAGGAAGUGUUUUUGUUGUUAUUACCUAAAAUGAAUCUUUUAUAAGGAGUGUGACUAUUUUUGGUAAUCAAGCCUUUCAGGGAUACUACAGAGCAAGGGGUUGUGAUAGUUAGUAAAAGAAGGGAAGAUGACGGCCAAUCCAUUUCAACUGGAAGCGCUUCCGGCCCCUCCCACACUGCAAAUUUAUAAUUUAAUCAGAUUAUUUACCCUAAAUCUAGUAGAAUAAUUUUCUCUAUUUUGUUUUGAGUGUUAAAGACUAGAAGACCAGUUAACAGAUUAAUCCGUCAGAUUAGAAAUAAAUAUUACUAUUUGUUCUUAUUAAGCCCAUAAUCUAAAAAUUGCUAAUUUUUCACCUAUAUCAACAACAAAUUGCUUUAAAAUAAUGUUUUGAACAAUAUCCAUUCAUAAAUUAAGAACAAUUCUGACAAACAAGCUUUUUUUCCGGACUAAAUAUACAGUACUAAUUUAUUGCUUAAAAUAAAUCGGUUAAAGCAACACUAGAUAAAUUUUCAACCUUUAAAAAAUAUUUUCAUAACAUUUGUGAUAUGUCGACUGACAACUAGUUAAAUGGUAAAUGGUGUUACACUUAUAUAGCGCUUUUCCACCUUUCUAGGCUCAAACCGCUUUACACUAUCUCACCAUCCACCUACUGGUGACGCAGCACCAGGAGCAAUGUUGGGUUCAGUGUCUUGCUCAAGGACACUUAGACGUGUUCAUCAGGGCGGAGAAUCGAACCCACAACCUCUGGGUUGGGGGACAAUUACUCUACCACUGAGCCACGCCACAUGACACCUUUCAACCUUCUAUCUUGAACUUUGAGGAGGGUGGCAGGAAGCUUGCCAUACAAAAAAACUACCCUAAUUUUUCCACUAUAAGGAGCACCUGACUAUAAGCCGCAGCCCACCAAAUUUGGCACAAAAAUGGCAUUUGUUUAUAGAUAAGCUGCAUUGGACUAUAAGCCGCAGCUGUCCUCACUGUAUCAUGGGAUAUUUAUUUACAUCAAAAGAUAUUAACCGGUACAACCUUAUUUGACAGCGGCAUCAUCACCGACUGUCAUAAGACCAAAUGAACCAUCAUCAAACUUUGAACCAGUUACUGCAAAGCUUUAUUGCUUCAAGAAGCUUCAUUUGGCCAUCACUGCUCCCUUGGGGGAGACAGUGAACCUCUGCUGCCACCUGCUAUUGACUGUUGUCAUCCAACAUGCCUCAUUGCAGUGCUACAGAUGUAAAUAACAAUCAAAAAUCAUGUUCUGUGCUAAAUAUUUCUUCAGUUACUGUUCUAAUUGUUUCAUCAAUUGCUAGUUAUGGUAUUUACUGACACUUUAUUUGACAGUGGUGCCAUAAGACUGUCAUUACACAAUCAUAAUUAUGACAUGUGUCUGUCCUGAGCAUUCAUGAAUGCUUAUAAUAGAUGUCAUUAAGUGUUAUCCGGCAAAGGAUCUCACUUUUGAAUGGAUGCAAAAGAUCCAAGAUGGACAAAAAUUGAGUUAAUGACAUAAUUUGCCAAAUGACACUUAAUGACAUAAGCAUUCAGUAAUGUCCAUGAUAGUGUCAUUUCAUAAUUUGGAUGAUUUUAUGACAGUCUUAUGACACCGCUGUCAAAUAAAGUGUUACCUAAAAAAAAAAAUCAACAAAUAAGCCGCACUGGACUAUAAGCCACAGGUAUCAAAAUGAAAGAAAAAAGUAGCGGCUUAUAGUCCGAAAAUUACGGUACAAAUGUGCCGACUGCUUUACGGCAUAUGUCACUUUCCCCUUUCCCUUUUCGUAAUAAAGACAUGUCGAUGCGAACGCUUUCGCGCAAUUUCUGCAAAGAUGGCAGAGCAACAAAAGAGAAAAAGUUUUGUCCGAGGAAACAAAAAAAGGGAGGCUACCAGGAUAAAAGGACACUCAAGAAUAAACAUUGGCCUGGCUUUCACUUGCUUGCGUAUCCACGCCUUCCCCACCGAACUGGUCGGUAGGCCGGAUGAGGGAAUACGGUAAAAAAUCAAACAUUUUCCUUUUAUCAGCAUCUUCAUAUGCUAUUGUUUAGCCACAACUGGAUUAAUUACCUCAUUACUAUUCAUUCUUCUCACAGCCGCUGGAAACAGAAAUGUCGUUAAUCCAUCUGCAGGCGACCGGGAGAUAACGGUUUUAUGUCACUGUGCGCGAGAGGAGUCUGGCUGCAGCCCGCCUCUCUCAGUACCCUGCGCCGCUCUUCUCAGUACCCAUCCCGCAGACAGGAAAUGACGCAAUACCGCAGCUCUCAAUCCCCUCAGACCGGAAAUGUCGUCAACCCUUGCGACGAAAACAAGUUACGUUAUUUCACCUCUCGCGAAGAAAACACGUUUGAAUGUUGUCACAUGAUCCAAAUAGGACAAGCUCCUUGAUCACCACCCCAUUGGGAAGAAACUAAAUCACGACCCCCAAAUGGUAGUCUUCCCAUGCAGAUACAGGGAUGUCACAGAGAUCCAAAUGGAAACAGGACCAAUGGUGACAAUAUAAGACCAUGCCGAGCUUCGUGGACGGUUCAAACUCAUCCUGCCCAGGAACGGCUGGUAUGUUUUUAUGUCUGAGACAAAUGUUGUGCUCAGUGGAAAUCUGGAUAGGCUUAUUAUUCCUUAUAUUAGUUAACAAUUGGACAUAAUUGAUUAUUUACUCUUUGUUUAUUUAACCAAUCAACAUUCUCAUUAGCUUAUGCAAAUCUUGAAUAUAAAGAGGCCAGAAAUGGUGUUGAUUGUCUAAAAAAAGAAAGUUUGAUUGACACGUGCUGACUUUUGGAACGUUGGCCUGAACAAUGAAAUGGAAUCAACUGUGAAUUUUGAGGAUUUAGUUUCUCUAAAGAACAUAAUGUCACUUGUACAAUUAAGUAAAAUGUAACUUUUUGUGUUUGUUUUUUGCAGAUAUGAAAUGCAUAUUUAUAACUUGUCUAACAAGUAGCUCAUUCAAAGGUAUAAAAAAGUAUUUUUUGGCGUGUGUAGGGUAUUUUAACUAUGUAGCCUACAGAAUGCUUGUAUGGGCUCAUGUAGGUGUCUGCGUACGUUUGUAUUUAUAUAACAUAUGUCCGUGUGUAUAGAUUAUGUAUUUUUCAGGGAAGGACCAUAUUUGUGGCUGACCCCUAUGUUGUUGCAACAUGGUGAAAGCCUACAGGAUGUGACCCACACAUGCAUUUGCCUGUAAGGCUGAUUAGUAACAACUACAACUUGGAGCAUUGGUUCAUUUUCAAAGAACAGUCAAAUCAUAACAAAUUAAAUGAUCCAAAUUCCAAUUAUUUGUGGGAAGAAAAACAGAUCCAAUCAUGAGAUCAGGGAACUAUUUUUAUCUCUAAUGAAAUUCAGUAUCCAUUCAUAUUGGCAUGGCGUUUCCAUGAUGAUCCAGAAUAGCCUUGUUUGGUUUUGAAGGUAUGUUCCAGUCGAUCCUUUUAUGUUGCCCCUUCAAUUAAAGCAGAAUUGCACUCCAGAUGAUUCAUCCAAUCAUUUGAAGCAAAUUUCUAAAAUGCCACUCUAAAAUUGCGAAUGUUUUGUUUCAAGGGCGUUGGCCCGGUCUCAACAUUGGUAGGGACGAAUAUAAUGCAAGUAAGGUUGCUCAAAAGUUGGUGGGGACAGCUUUAGCAUCCUGAAAAGUUGGUCGUGUUAUGUCCCUACCGUCCCUAUGCAAACCUAACGCCCUUGUUUUGUUUGCAUGAAUCAUUUAAACCUGACUGGUUGGUGUUCUUAUGCAUGGAAACACGUUUGUAAUUGUUUAACUACUG